UUAUAGAUCCGUGUAUAUCUGUGCCAUGCGCGAAUUCAGCUACUUGUGUAAUGGAUACAGAUACAGGAGGAUUCACUUGUCAUUGUCUGCCUAGAUUUUCGGGGAAAUUGUGUCAAAUUAAGGAAGAUGUAUGUAAACCAGAUCCAUGUGUUCGAGAAAACACAGUUAUUUGUGCGGGUAUUCGAGGCAUAUUGUGCUAUUGCAAACCGGGAUUCACUGGAGAUACGUGCGACAUAAACAUUAACGACUGUCAUGCCAGUGCAUGCAGCGGACAUGGGAGCUGUAAGGACAAGGUUAAUGGGUUUGACUGUGAAUGUUUCUCACGUUACAAUGGAACAAAAUGCGAGAUUGAUAAAUGCCCAACCCAAUCUGCUGGAAACAUGAGUUGCCCCGCAGUACAGAACACGCUUAAUGGACCAAAAGAAACAUAUUUGAAAGUACCUGUCGGUAGUGAACUAACGUUGAACUGCAGCAUGUCUUGGCUGCAUCAGCCUAUACUGUAUUGGUCAAAAGUAAAUGGUUGCGGGUUCGAAUAUGAAAAUAUCAAAGCCUCAGUGUACCGUCAACCACAUGCGUCAAUAGGGGAUUCUGGAACAUAUAUCUGCGCUGGUUCAGACGGUUCUGGUCCUAAUAUUACCAGAUAUUUCCAUGUGGACAUUACGGCUUUACACAAAGAAGAAGUUUGUAAUUUUGAUGAUGGAACAUUGUGUGGCUGGGAACAACAGAAGAAUGACAAUUUUGACUGGACUUUUGAAAAUGGCCCAACGCAGUCUGAUGGUACAGGACCUGAUGUCGAUCACACACUAGGGACAGGAAUAUCUCCGAAAUACAAAAAAGUGGAAAACCACAGGUUACCCAAAACGACUGUGGAAAUGUGGAAAUGCAAGCUACCGUCCAUGCCCUCUAGCGCCGGGUUGUGA
This is a messenger RNA of Mercenaria mercenaria, 920 nucleotides long. Its product is annotated as delta and Notch-like epidermal growth factor-related receptor. The record is from RefSeq and is a predicted model, not a curated record. Gene Ontology annotation, cellular component: plasma membrane; protein-containing complex. The transcript has 8 exons. Gene Ontology annotation, molecular function: calcium ion binding. Gene Ontology annotation, biological process: heterophilic cell-cell adhesion; establishment or maintenance of epithelial cell apical/basal polarity. The coding region runs from base 51 to 920 and encodes 289 amino acids. Lineage: Eukaryota; Metazoa; Mollusca; Bivalvia; Venerida; Veneridae.